GAACUUCCCUUUAAUUCACCUGACGUGACCACACCUGAGCUGAACUUCUGACAUUCGACAAUUUCUAAACAACAACAACAGAAGAAGAAGAAGAAGAAGAAGAAGAAGAAGAAGAAGAAGAAGAGGAAAGGUUGGACAGGUGAGAGUUAAACUCUGAUCUCAGGUGAGCGUCGGUCUGUAGUCGACCUGUGUCCACCUCUGUUAGCAUGUUAGCUCUUAGCUUGUAAGCAUGUCGCUAGUUUUACGUUUUGUGGUUUCUGAUUGGUCAAUUUCUGAUCACCGAUCAGCGGCGAGGGCCUUGGAAAAACCGAUAAAUGAGUAAUCGAUUAGUCAACUAGUCGAUUUUGUUUUGAAUUCUGUAAUGUAAAAGACGUUACGGCCGUCAUGUCAAAGACAGUCCGACGUCACGGGCAGUGGGCGGGGCCUAUGAUAAAACGUUAAAACUCGAUUGUUAUGAAAUUAUUAAUCGUUAACCGCCCGUAAUCGAUGUUUUAAAGAUUAAGAUGAAGUCCACAGAGAGCGUGAAUAUUUCACUCAAUAGUUUUUUUGUUAAUUUUACUGGAAUAAUGAAUAAAAAAACCAAACUUAUUCACAUAAACACAGCAUGUCAAGUGAGACCGAGUGCUGAAGGCCUCCUUAUGUUUUACUGUCUUAGUAAGUAAAAGUAAAAACUCAGAGGCUUCAAGUCGGAACAAAAAGAGCAGGAACCAGACUGUCCUGAGGUUCCGGUCCAGGGGGAGGUUCUCGUUUUAGUGUUGUUUAAUUAACUGAAGAGGAGAAUAAUUUAAUAGACUUCUAGGACUGUGACAGUCUGAGGGUGUUUGUAAUGACCACAUAAAGAACACAUAUAGAUGAGGGAUUAGGACGAGAGAUCAACUGAUUAAUCGAUCAGCUGAUUAGUUUGGUCGAAUAUUGGUUGUUUGAAGUGUUCUGCACUCAGAGCUGAUCUCAGUCAUCUUUUCUAAAUAUUAAUAAGCGUUUUCAUCCAUAGUGACAGAAAAUAGAAUCCUGAAGUUAAACAGAAUUUCUGUUUUAAAUUUUGCUUUUUGGGAUUAUUUAUGUUUUAAUUUUGAUAAUUUCAGACAGAAACUCAGAAGUUCCUGUGGACGUAUUUGACUAAGCAUAAUAUUUUUCUGGUUACAUUCAUAAUUUAAAGAUUGAUAGCAGUUUUUCUGUUUCCACAGGCUUUAUAAAAACAAUGUUUUCAAUCUCAGAAUUCAGAAUUCAGAAAAUAGAAGAAUCUUAGAAAAAAAUAGAAUUUAGAGAUUUAAGUCUGAAAAAAAAAAAAAAAAAAAAGCCUGAAUCUGACCGAAGACUCGACUGAAGAGUUCUAGUUUUAGGUCGCUUUCACACCUGACCAAGCGGACUCGGUUCGAUUGGGGAGCUGCAACAUUGUUGCAUUUAUCACUUGUUUCAGUUCUGCUUUCACACUGUGAUUUCUACAGCGCACCGAACUUUCCGAGCAGCAUCACUUGGUUGAAAGGGGCGCUCGUCUAUUGGACAAAGUAGGAGGGGUAUGUAACCUCACGGAUUACAAACAGGGGUGGACUAGCUGUCUUGUAUCGUGAUUUGUCACAUUAAUUUAUGGAAUGCUACAACGUUAGUGAACACAACUGUUCCUAUAAUGCUAUUGUAGCUUGUCAGGGAUUGAUCCUGUUAUUUUUCUAACUUUGACGAUCUAACAUGUGACAACAUAUGAGCUCAGAGUUUAAGGACUGUGACUGUUGGUAAUUGUGAUUUGAUUUUGUUUAAAUAUGCCAAUUUAUGGGUUAUUGUUGUUCAGACAAUUGAGCGAAGCUAGCUAGCAACUGCUAAUGUCAGCGGUCACUUGUUGCCAUAGCAACAAAGAUGCACUGCGUAUGCACUGUGUAUAGCGUCAUUACGUACAUUUGGUCCUGUGUUUGGUCUGGUGAGCUUUCACACUGCAUACAAACUGAAUCAGGGUUCACUUGCAAGCGAACUGAGACCCACGUUUUCAGGCGGACCAGAGUUCGCUUGAUUGGUCUGCACCAGGGUUCGGAUGAGCUUUCACACCUGCCCAAACGACGCAGACUAUCCGAGGAAACAUACUCUGGUCCGUUUAAAGCGGCUCUGGUGUGAAAGCGACCUAAAUCUCCAAAUUCAAGAAAAAAAACCCCUUAACUCUGACUCAGAAAUCUGAGAUUUAACACAGAAUCCUGAAUAUAAUACUGGAUUCUCUUUAAUCCCUGAAUUCUGAUUUUAUCUUCAGAACUCUGAGUUUGAAAAAGAGAACAAAAACUGAAUUCUGCUGUUAAUCUCAGAGCUCCUAAGAAAAAAAAAAUCAGUGUUCUGAAUUUAAAAUCAAAAUUCUGUUGAAUUCUAGUAUAAUACCAAUUUUAUUAUUGUAUGCAUUGUAUUAACAUCAUCAUAAACAUUUUUCUUUUUGUUCUGUAUUUAUGUGCAUGUUUUUUUUCUCUUUUUCUUCCUAUGUUUGUUUUACUACCAAAGGCCAAAUCAACUACUGUAUAAAUAAUUUGUUUGGUGUUACUCUUUCUCGAGAUACAGAUAAGAAAAAAAUGUAUAAAUAUGAUUUUGAUACUGAACAGACUGACUAACCAGGGGGGUAUUCCACGAAGCUGGCUUAGCUCAAAGCCGGGCUUAUUUCGGUUCGCUGGCUAGUUUUAGUGAGAGUUCGAUUCCACAAAUGAGGCUUAGGGCUAGCGUGGCUUGGUAACCAUGGUAACUCAGCCAGCGCGACAAGCCUGGUUCCAGGCAGGCUUACGGUCAAGCUAACCUUAGCUGCGUCUCAGAGAAGGUCCGAGGGGCUUCCAGAAGACGCUUUAUGAACCGCAUGUCACACAGUAAUUUCAUCUUUAUCUGUAAUAAAUUAUGUUCUUGUUCGGAAAAAUAAAUUGAGAGCUUUUUAAAACGACAUAGGAAUUCGUGAAUCCGGACAUGCCCAAUACUACGCCAACCUCACAGAGAAAGAGAAAUUAAGUAGCUGAGUGGGUAAAGAGAAGUGCCGGUAAAAUGUGUUUUUCACUGCUCUGUGGGUUCCCGUCAGCUGUAAUUAUUUGGAAAUAUCUGAUUUUCUUUCUUUUAUUCUGUGACUCUCAAUGUACUGUCAACACAUAACAGAAUAAAGACACAAAUGAUCUCAUCCAAAACACUGAAGGCGACAACAGCAACAAUUUCCCAUUAAAAAAACCUUCCUUUCACCAGUGGUCCAUUCUGAUUAUGAUGAUGAUAAUGUAAAGGUGAUGGCAAAUGAUGACAUGACUACUCUGUGUACAAGCUCAUUUGUGUCUUCUCCCUUAUUUAAAUGAAGGGUGCUGUGCGACUAUCAUCCCUAACAAAAAAAAAUUUAAAAUAAAAAAAGACAUCUCCAGGUACAUGUUUUUCUUCACUUUUUGUCAAAGUUUGUCUACUUUGGUUUUAGGUCUUACCUGUAGCUGCUAUACUAAUCCAUUAUGGAUAUCUAUUUGUCAAAUCAAGAACAUGAAUUAUGCCUACAGUGCAGUAGCGGUUCUUGGCACGGGCGAACAGGGCAGCCGCUGGGGUGGCAUUUGUGUCAUGACUCGUGGGGUGCGGCAUGAGCACUUCCGAAAAAGAAAGAAAAAAGACAAUAAUAAUAAUAAUAAUAAUAAAUCUGCACCGCAAAGCGGUUUUGUAUUAACUCUUGUCAAAUUGGCGCCCCCUGCUGCUGUAGGCGCCCCUGCUUGCUGCGAAGGUGCUGCACAGAGGCUGACAGACUGUAUGAGUGAGCUGCACAUACAUGAGAUGAAAAGUUUUUAAAAAAGUGUUUACAGUACAUACACAGAAGUGAGGAAUAACAUUAGACAGCCAAACAGGCUGACUGCAUCGAGACAUGCGUUGUAAAAUAUUUGUCGGCUACAACUUACGAAUCAGUCCGCGAUACUUUGCCACGCCAUCUCCCUGGCUUUCACAAUGGCAACAGUGUUGCCUUUCUUUUGAAUUUUUCCCCUGUACUCUUCGUACAACUCCAUGAGGAGUGUUUGCUCCGCCGCUGAGCAAGACUCCGCUCUGCCCUUUUUUUCCCAUGAUCUCGUCAUUUCGACAAUCGAUACGUCGGGGCUUUUUAUGUACCGCGGAGGCGCGUAUAGCCGUGGCUUGGAUCAGCCUGGCUAGAAUAAGCGUCUCUGAAAAACAGCCGAGCCUCGUUAGUGGAACGAGUCGCAGCUAAGAUUUAAGUGGCCGCUUAUUCAUGCCACGCUUACCGGCGAUAGCCCAGCCUUCUUAAGCCAGCUCCGUGGAAUACCCCCCUGCUGCACUAUGAUACACUUUGUGUUUUAUUUAUUUAUGUGCUUAUUUACUUUUUAAAUUUUUUUCUCCUUUCUCUUUUUUCUGCUCUGUCCUGAAUUUAUGUGUUUGUGUUAAUAUGAUUCAUGUUUGAUCACAUGAAAAUAAAACUAAAUAUGUUAAAAAUAAAUAAAUAGAUAAAAAAUAAAUUCUGAGAUUAGAAUCAGGAAUUUGAGUCAAAAAACCUCUUUUUUUUCUUUCUUUAGUGUUUCUCUUCUUCUCUCUCUCUCUCUCUCUCUAUAUAUAUAUAUAUAUAUAUAUAUAUAAUCCAGGAGCCGUUAAGAAGAAUGCUUUAUUCUCGUCUUCUCUCUGACAGGCGGGACGAGGACAAGCAGACAGAGAUGUCUGUACUUGUAGAUGUCCAAACUCCACCUGAAAAUAUGAAGACGGACGAAGGGGUGGAGUCAGCCAGUAUGGAGCCAAGCACCAUGCCAUGGCCCAAGGACAGACAGACGGGUAAAGGGGACAGAAAGAGUGUUAGGUCAGAUAUUUCCCAUCCUGAGGCAGCUAGUUGGACAGAGAGUGAGAGAGAGCUGAUGGUAGAGGGAAAGAGGAAGGGGGAGGGAGAGGGGGUUGGAAAGGGGGUGGGUCAGGGGGCAACUACACACCUAGAAGAGAAGCUAACAGAGAACCAACUGCCGGAGAAAGCAGCUCAGGUGUUCAGCCCUGCAGUGACUGUCCUCCAACCAUCCUCACCCAGAGAUAGUGAGGCAUUCUGGGAAAUGGAGUCAGAGAACGGCCACUUCCUGUCCCCCAGAGGAGUCCCUCAGGAUUACGAUCCCCAUGGUUACCAGAACGAGUGGACCAAGGACCCGCCCUGUAAAACAUGUGAAUACACCUGUCUCACCUUUCUGUAACUCAUCUUAUUAAGAACAUCUUUUCUAUGUGUGGGGCUUUCACCUGACUACCUUUCUCACCUGUCUGUGUCUCUUAGGUUAGGGGGUUGGACCAGGGUCAUGCUUUCUCUCUUAACUAUCUAUUUCCUUUUCUGUCAUCUCAGGUAGGCGGGGUUUCUUCUUUUUCUAUUUCUUACCUGCUUCUCAGGGGGUGUGGGGUUUCAGCAUUCUAAUUACCUAACAUGUGAUCUUAUGAGGGUGGGGUUGGCCUUGGCUAUCUGAUUAUCUCACCUGUGUGGGUGGGGUUUCAGCUUUUUGAUUAUCUUACCUGUGUGGGCGGGGUUUCAGCUGUCUGGUUACCUUACCUGUGUGGGGGGGUCAGUUGUUUGGUUACCUUACCCGUGAUUUUAUGAGGGCGGGGUUUCAGCUUUAGAUUAUCUCACCUGUGACUUUAUGUGAGCGGGGCCUUGGCUAUUUGAUCUUCACUUGUUUCGGCAGGGUUUCAGCUGUUUAAUUAUCUCACCUGUGCGGGCGGGGUUUCAGCUGUCUGAUUAUCUCACCUGUGUGGGUGGGGUUUCAGCUGUUUGAUUAUUCUACCUUUCUCUCAGAUGGGCUAUGUAUUUACCUGUCUCCAUGUCUCAGGUAAAGGAGCAUGCCCCAGCAGGGAUACCCUAAAAGUGGGCGUGUCCUUGAUCACAUCAGCGCUCUUCUUCCCCUUUCUGGUGUGGGGGGGGUUUAUCUUCCUGCCGUUUGACGCCCCCCUCCUCGACAGCGCCCCUCUAAGACUUGUUUACACGCUGCGCUGCUCCGUGUUCGCAGCUCUUCCCAUCAUCCUAGGUGAGAAUGGCAUAAAGACACCUGUCUCUCUCUCGUACCUGUCUCCUUUACCUGUUCUUCUGUCUUGUCUUUGCCUCAUUCUUUGUCACCUGUCUCUUUCUCUCGUCUUCCUCUUGCUCUUAUUCGACCCUCUCUUUGUCCCUUACUCUCUCACCUGUCUCUCUUUUGUCUCACCUGUCUGUCCCUCAGGUUGGCUGGUUUUGGGCGCCAGUCGGCUCAGAUCAGGUGCCAUUCGACCUCUUCAUCGUGACGAAGAUGAGCCUGAGCUUGAAGAUGUCACUGUCCACCUGCGCUUCAUUUCGGACUCCACCUCCCUGUUCCUGGUCUACUUCUUGCAGCUGGUUGUCAUGGCGAUGUACCUGAGCCAGGAGCAGUUAAAGCUCGUCCCCCUGCUCACCAUCGUCUUCGCCCUCGGACGGUGAGAAUGGUGAACUUUAAAAAUGUAGAACCACGUUUCAAUAAAGGUUCAGUCCAGUCAGUAACAGCAUCAUGAAUCUGAAAGGUGUAUUUGUUUCGUUGCAGGUUGGUCUACUGGGUGGCGGUGGCGUUCGGCAGUAGCAUUCGUGGUUUUGGCUUUGGCUUGUCCUUCCUGCCAAGCGUCGCCAUGAUGGUCGCCAACAUCUACUUCAUUUUCACGGUGGAGGCGUCAGGGUCAAUCUUCAGCCUUCCAGCUCCUCCCGAGGAGACGUUAACUCCACCCGGGCGGCAGAGGUUCUGGGGUUAAGAGCUCAUCGAAGAGCAAAAACGAUCUGGCUUCAAUAUUUCUGCUGAACAGAAAAAACUUCAAAAUAAAACUGAAACAGUAAAAAAAUAAACAAAAUAAACACAUUUAUCUCUCUUAUUUUUACUAGUUUGGGUGGAGAUAUUUAGUUUACUUUCUUCGUGUUUACUCUCUGUGAACUUCCUGUUUUAUAUUUUGUAUUUAGUAAAAUCAGUUUUAUGAUCAUCAGAUGUAUUUUUUAAGUAUGUGUUUCUAUCAUUUCAUCGUUCAUUUCAUUGAAUGAAAAUAUCCACAUCAGUUCUGUCACAGCUUGAAUAAAAACUCAAGAAUCAAAUCUG
This is a messenger RNA of Xyrichtys novacula (pearly razorfish), 7013 nucleotides long. The record is from the annotation of a GenBank genome assembly. Lineage: Eukaryota; Metazoa; Chordata; Actinopteri; Labriformes; Labridae.